Messenger RNA from Gastrolobium bilobum, 1051 nucleotides. RefSeq lists its product as uncharacterized. The record is from RefSeq and is a predicted model, not a curated record. NCBI's taxonomy places the organism in Eukaryota, Viridiplantae, Streptophyta, Magnoliopsida, Fabales, Fabaceae. The coding region runs from base 246 to 716 and encodes 156 amino acids. The transcript has 7 exons.
AAAAAAAAGUAGAGAGAGAAAGAAAGAAAGAAAGACACUGUAACAAGGACUCUCUUAUGUUUCUUUUCAGUUCCUCUCUCGGGUUUGUUGGUGUUUAAGGAAAAGGAAAAAAAAUUCCAAAGCACUUUCUCAGGCGGUGGUUGAUGUAUCUUUGUGGGGUUGUCUCUAUAUAAAGACUCUCACUUUGGUUGAAGGGGUUAAGCUAUUGAGUUUGAUACAAAGGUUUUUAGGGUGAUAGGAGAAUAAUGGAAGGAAGAAAGCAUAAGGGUACUUCUUCUUCUUCUUCUUCCUUCACUUCUGAGCUCUUUGGGUCCAAAGAUUCUCACCCAUCUUCUUCUUCUGGGAUUUUCGGGUCUAUAUUUUCUCCUCCAUUGCCUAAGGUGUUAGGGAGAGAAUCUCUGCGCGCUGAACUUAAUGGCAAAACUGCCAAUGAUACAUGGAGCUCCAAAUUUGGUACUAAAGAUGACAUCUUCAAGAGCAACGAUGGUGAUGCUCAGAACACAACAAAUAAGGAUAUGAGUUCCAUCUAUCAGGAACAAAGAGUUCAACCAUGUCACCUUAGUUCAUCAAUCUAUUAUGGUGGCCAGGACAUAUAUUUUAGUCCUCAGAGUACACAGAAUGGGGGAUUAAAUACUUUGCCCAAGAAUGAUGAAGGAGAAGAUGAUUCAGGAAGUGCUUGCAGAGGGAACUGGUGGCAAGGUUCUCUGUAUUACUAAGGUCACCCUUCCCAAGACACAUGCUCCUCCUCAAGGUUCGUAGAAGGAUAGUUUAGCAGUAUAGUGCAUCUUAUGUUAUAUGGAAGAACUAUAAAGCAGUCAGAACAUUGUGAACAGCUAGUUGUUUUCUCAGGCCAAACGACAGAAUCAUAAUAUGAAUCUGUGGUCAUAUGCGUUUCUUUUAUUUUCUUGUAAAUAUUAUUGGGUUGGUCUUCCUAUUAGUAUAUUAUAGGAAUUUUAUGUAAUCAUGUGGCUUAAACUCUUAUUUUAUUUAAUGGGAAAAAACUAUAUUUACUGGUUUCCGCUCUAUUUUGUAUUUAAGCUAUGAUUACUGA